Aspergillus mulundensis is the source of this 1905-nucleotide messenger RNA. RefSeq names its product putative GPI anchored endo-1,3(4)-beta-glucanase (gene eng2). The transcript has a single exon. Bases 1 to 1905 code for a protein of 634 amino acids. The record is from RefSeq and is a predicted model, not a curated record. Gene Ontology annotation, molecular function: hydrolase activity, hydrolyzing O-glycosyl compounds. Lineage: Eukaryota; Fungi; Ascomycota; Eurotiomycetes; Eurotiales; Aspergillaceae. Gene Ontology annotation, biological process: glucan catabolic process.
AUGCCUUCCAUGAUGCGAAAGGUCGGCUCUCUCGCCGCCUCCGCGAUUAUCUUCCCGGGCAUCGCCCAUGCCACCGGCACCUACAAGCUCCAAGAGUCCUGGGAGGGCGAGAAGAUCCUCAACCACUUCAACUUCUUCGACGGGGCCGACCCCACCAACGGUUUCGUUACCUACGUCAACCAGAGCUACGCCGAGACCGCCGGCCUCGUCAAGACCACCGACAGCGGCAGCCUCUACCUCGGCGUCGACUAUGAAACUGUUCUGACCGCAGACGGUCCCGGCCGCGAGUCUGUCCGCAUCGAGAGCAACGAGUACUACGACCAGGGGCUGUACGUCGUCGACAUCCAGCACAUGCCCGGCAGCAUCUGCGGUACAUGGCCUGCGUUCUGGACCGUCGGCCCGGACUGGCCAACGGACGGUGAAAUCGACAUCAUCGAGGGCGUCAACAAGCACGAGGCGAACGAGAUCGUGCUCCACACCAGCGGCACCUGCGACGUCGGCGGGGGCUUCAACAUGACCGGAACCAUGACCUCAAGCGAGUGCGGCGAGGCCUCGGGCACAAUUGGAUGCGUCGUCAAAGGCCAGCAGGGCUCUUCAGGCGACCCAUUCAACGAGAACGGCGGUGGUGUCUACGCCAUGGAGUGGCAGGAGGAGUACCUGAAGAUCUGGUACUUCCCCCGCUCUUCCAUCCCCGAGUCUCUUGCCGCCGGCACCCCCGACGUUACGACCUUCGGCACGCCCAUGGCCCACCUGCAGGGCUCCUGCAACUUCAAGGAGCGCUUCACCCACCAGAAGCUCAUUCUCGACACCACCUUCUGCGGUGACUGGGCCGGCGGUGUUUUCGGCGACAGCGGAUGCCCCGUCAGCGACGCCAGCAACCCCAUCCAGAGCUGCGUGAACUACGUCGCCGAGAAUCCAGCCGAGUACAAGAACGCCUACUGGGAGCUGAACUCCAUCAAGAUCUACCAGAUUGGUGGAACCGCUGAAGUCGCGGGCGCCGACUCGGCCACCACCAGCACCGCUGCCGCCGCCGAGACGACUGCCGCUCAAAGCACCGCUUCGUCCACCCAGAACAACGGCGGUUCCAUCGAGGAAAUCACCACCAGCACCCACUCCGUCACCCGCACUGAGACCGUGAGCACCUCGCACUCCACCGAGACCGCCGCCGCCACUGCCGCAGCCACUACCGCCGCCAGCGCGCCCUCGGACGUCGAUGCUGACGCCGCCAACGCGCAAACUACCAAGACAAAGAGCACCAGCUACGUCACUUCCACCACCACGCUCUGCCCCGUCGAGAGCUCAACCGCCAGUGCUGUCGCCAGUGAGAGCACCAAGACCAAAACCACCAGCUUCGUCACACUCACAACAACCCUCUGCCCAGUCGAGAGCCUCCAAACCGCAAACGCCGUCCCCAGCGCCGAGGCCUCAACAGAAGCAGCAGCUGUUCCUUCACAAUCCAGCCCCGAAGCCCCCGCAAGCGAAAGCGACAACUCUAGCUCCGCAAACGCCGUGACAGCCCAGAGCACCGAGACUGCGCCUGCUGUCGAAACACCCAGCGCCACUUCCGCCCCCGACUCCGAGACAGAGACCGAAACCCUCUCCAUCCCCCCAGACAGCAUAAUCUACACCGCCCCCAACGACCUCGAAACGCCCACCGGCACCGGAACCUCCUCAGUCCCCCUCUUCACAAUCAUCUCGUCCUCCUCGGCGUUCGUCACCGUUCCCACGGCUGAACCCUCGUCCUACGAGCCCACGGAUGUUGUGCCUAGCGGCGUUGACGCCGAUAGCACGGCCUCGCCGACGGCGCCUUCGAACCCUGUGUUCACGGGGCUGGGAUCGAAACUCGAUGUUAGCGUUGGCGUGUCGGCCGUUGCUGCGGCGGUUGCGAUGAUGCUGCUUGUUUAA